CCCAAGUAACGUCUUCUCUCUCCCUUUUUUGGUCUUUCUUUUGGGUCCCUUGAUAUUUCGGUUUGUCGCUUCGGAGACGUUUAGGGUUUCCUGAUCAUCGCCUCCAUUGGGUGACAAGCAUUUUCAGACUUUCUGGACUACAAAGUUUCGUGGGUUUCCUUCCUCAUUUUUGGAGGAGCAAGAAAUUUUUUUGCUUGGCGUAGGUUCAUUCUUUUCUCCCAUGGAAAGCUUUGGUGGCUCUAGUUUUGAUGGUGUUGGAAGCACUGUAAAGAAGAAGAGGAGUAACACAUUCCGGCGUCCUCGGCCUGAUUCACAACCUUUUCUAGAUACUCAUGAUCAUUCACUAUUGUCAUCUACACCACCCUCAGACAAUGUUAGCAAAGUUUCCAGUGAUGAGAACACUGGUUAUGAUGAAUGUUCUCGGAAGAAAGAAUUCAAUCUAAACCAGUGUACACGGAUGCCAUCUAGUAGUAGAGCUGAUGAUGAAACGGCCCGUAAAAAGAUUAGGAAGGAUGAAAGAACAUUUGGAAAAUAUGAUAGAGUUUAUGGCAAUGGCAGUUCAAAAGGUAGUAAUGAUAAUGGGCGAAGUGGGUUAGAUUCCAAACGGUGCAGUGAAGGUGUCCUUGCUCCUGCUAAUUGGAAAAGCACAAACAAGGUGAAGGAAAGCUCUGAACUGCAGUCAAGAAAGACAUAUAGUCAUAUUGGCAGUGGAAAGAGUGGGGAGAGUCAUAAUUCAGGGGGAGUAGGUUCAGAUGGAAUAGGAAAUGAAAGCAAGCUUAAAAAGGUAAAACUCAAGGUAGGUGGAGUUACACGUACAAUUCAUGCAAAAUCAACAUCAGAUGUUGCCUUUGGUGGUGUGUCUUCUUCUAUUAAGUCUUCUCGUUCUUCAGACGCCCCUCGGCCAAGGCAAAAGCUGAUUCUUCCGGACAAUUCCGACGAUGAUAACUCCCCUCCUCCGGAGAAGGCAAGCGGAUUGCAAGGAGUCUCAUGGACAAAUUUCUCCAGAGAUGGUUUUAGUCUUGGGAAAAGGGAGGAUUCUUCCAAAGGCAAAAUGUAUGAAAACUCUGGGAAGCAAACAGGCAAAUCUGAGCCAGUUCGUAAGAGCAAGAGGGUUCCCAAGAGGCGUGUUUUGGAUGAUGCAUUUGACGGUAGUGAUGAUGAGGAGAUCCACUACCUUGAGCGACUCAAAACUUCCAAGUCUGCCCCAGGUUAUGGUGCUGAAUAUGAAGAUGAUGAUGAUGAAGGAAGCAAGAAGCAGAGAAGAAUUUUGAAGGUUUCAAAGAGUAGGAUUGUUGACGGUGAAUAUGAUGAGGAUAUGGAAGAAUAUGGCUCAUCAAGGUCAGGAAAAGAUGGUAAGAAAAAAUCAAGAUCGAAUAGGAUGUCUGAGGAUACAGAUUAUUUUGAAGAAGACGAACCAGCGUCAGAUGGUGAGCCUGAAGCUAAGCGGAAGAAGCCGAGGAAAGAAUCUGUCGAUACGUUGAUGGAAAGCAAGAAGGAAAUUUCUCUAACAACACGUCAACGGGCCCUCCAGUCUGGAACAGAUGUUUCUUCCGGGACUGGAGCAAGUCUGAUCGAGUUUCCAAAUGGGCUCCCUCCUGCCCCACCAAGAAAGCAAAAGGACAAGCUCUCUGAAGUGGAGCAGCAACUGAAGAAAGCUGAGGCUGCUCAAAGACGUAGAAUGCAAGUAGAAAAGGCUGCUAGAGAAUCGGAGGCUGAGGCAAUCAGGAAGAUUCUAGGCCAGGAUUCCAAUAGGAAGAAGCGGGAGGACAAGAAUAAGCGGCGGCGGGAUGAAUUGGCACAGGAGAAGGCUGCCAACGCAAUGACGUCAAACACUGUCAAAUGGGUCAUAGGCCCUACUGGGACAAUAGUUACAUUCCCUAAAGAUGUAGGACUACCAAGCAUAUUUGACACCAAGCCAAGCAGUUACCCCCCUCCGCGUGAGAAGUGUGCUGGGCCGUCAUGUAGUAACACUUACAAGUAUCGGGAUUCCAAGUCAAAUCUUCCACUUUGCAGUCUCCAUUGCUACAAGGCCAUACAUGAAAACAUGCAGCCUGUAGCUAGUUGUUGAUGUGCCCAACAAUCUUGCCAUUACCCACCUGUGAAGUGUUGGUGGUAUCUCCUGCACAUUGUUGUUUCUAUGUUCUGUAACUAUAUUACUAGAGUAGUUGCAAUGUUAUUUGAUGUCAAUGCUGAGAUUCAUUUGCUAUAAUAUAUAGCAGAAUAUAUCCGUAUAUAAAAUUCAUCUCUUCACUAA
Telopea speciosissima is the source of this 2254-nucleotide messenger RNA. RefSeq names its product nucleolin 1-like. Bases 221 to 2068 code for a protein of 615 amino acids. NCBI's taxonomy places the organism in Eukaryota, Viridiplantae, Streptophyta, Magnoliopsida, Proteales, Proteaceae. The record is from RefSeq and is a predicted model, not a curated record. The transcript is spliced from 7 exons. Gene Ontology annotation, cellular component: Ino80 complex. Gene Ontology annotation, biological process: chromatin remodeling.